Bombus impatiens (common eastern bumble bee) is the source of this 1318-nucleotide messenger RNA. RefSeq lists its product as uncharacterized. The transcript has 4 exons. The record is from RefSeq and is a predicted model, not a curated record. NCBI's taxonomy places the organism in Eukaryota, Metazoa, Arthropoda, Insecta, Hymenoptera, Apidae. The coding region runs from base 299 to 1060 and encodes 253 amino acids.
UUUAUUCUGUACCUCGUCUAUUAUAUUACAAAAAAAUAACUAUUUAGAUCAAAUUUUUCAUAAUUCUAUCCUUUUAUAUAUUAGGCCAUAGUAAUGUAGAAAUAACUUUUUUUUUUUUAAAUAAAUGUAACUCUUCUUAGAAACCCUGUCUUAUUACAAACUAAAACUUACCAGUUACAGAAAUCUAGGAACUUUUUGAUAUUUGAUGGUUGUGGCAGAAUGGUUGUAACCAUAAAGAAAUGCUCAUUACAAACUAAUAUGUAAUAAUAAUUACCUUGUUUUUUAUUUAUAUUACAAAAUGUCAGAAUUCGGUGAUUUAAUAAAUGCUGUUGCAUGCUUGAAUAAAAGUGUUUCCAAUUUUCCAAUUGGAGCGAUAUCGAUAGAAGAUUUUAAACCAGUUGAAGAAAAAAUUACAGCCACACGAGAAUUAUUGAAGUGUCUAAAUGCCAAGUUAUUGAUACUUAAAGCACAACAUGAUUUUUAUACAGCAACUGAAGAACCAGUGGAAGAUCUAAGAGACACAGUAACAAAUUUGCAUGAAGCAACAGCGAGUUCUCUUAUAACUAAUACAGCGAUUAAACUAUGUCUUCAUUCCCAUAGCAUUCAAGCUAUUUUGGAAGGCAAAGAAGGUAACAGUGAUAUGCAAAGAAAAAUUUAUGCAUAUAUGCGUAAGCUUUUUAGUUUGAACGACAAUAUUUUAAUAAUACAAAAGGAAAUAGACAAUGCGAUAAAGGAGCAGUUAGAAUUAAAAAUUCAAUGUCGCAAUGCAUUGUUUGAGCACAAACAAUUUUUGAAGGAACAGGAGGAAAUAUGCAACAAAAAACUAAAAGAAAUGAACCCUGAGUUAGCAAUAAAUAAGGAAAAAAUAAAUAGAACUAUAAGAAAGAUUAAUAUAAUGAAAAAAUUAAUUGUAAAUUUUAUUGCUGCUUCUAAUCAUAUGUUAUAUAAAGAUCCAUUUUUUGUAAAAAUGCUAGAAGAACAUAGAGAGCUAGUUAAUAUUGAAACAGUGCUAAAAAUGUGUCAAAGUAAUUUUGAGAGCAAAGAAAAUAAAAGCAGCUAAAUAUUUAAAAGAAUAAUAUUUAUGUAACAUUUUAUAUCAUUUAUUACUUUUGUACUUUAGCUUGUACUAUAUUUUUUAUGCAACAAUAUUUCAAUUAAGAACAAGAUUUCAAAUAAAACAUACUACAGUACUUUUUAAAUAAAACACUUUUGCUAUUAUUAGGUACAAACUUUUUUGUUAAUGUAAUGUAAAUACUAAGAUCAUUGUAAAGGAUGAAGAAACUUUAAAGCACAUCGUGUAUCAUUUUCUUUUGUUUUA